UGCAUGAAACCAUCCUGAACCACCAAUUCUUGAUCGUCCGGAUGAAGGACCUCCUCUGGAGUAAGGAGGACAGUCGGAGGUUCUACCAGGAGCACUCAGGGCGAUUUUUCUACCAGAGGCUGGUGGAGUUCAUGUCCAGCGGUCCCAUGAGGGUUUACAUCCUGGCCCACGAGGAAGCCAUCACACGCUGGAGACGGCUGAUGGGUCCCACCAAGGUGUAUCGUGCCCGCCACACGGCCCCAGAGUCCAUCCGCGGCAGUUUGGGCCUUACGGACACCCGGAACAGCGUCCAUGGCUCAGACUCUGCAGCCUCAGCUAGCAAGGAAAUUGCCUUCUUCUUCCCAGAUUUCAGCGAAGAGGAGUGGCACCAACGUGAGGAGCCGCAGCUCCGUAGAGAAACAGUUGGGCCUUCUGAGGUCAUCCAUUGCCACCUGAAAGACGGGGCAGGAUAAACCAGCUCGAACCUCCUCCUCCUCCUCCUCUCAGGGAUGUCACCUGGGCCUCUGCCAUGACCCAGUUGGUGGCCCUCGCGAGCUUCAUCACAGCCUGUGAACUUUGCCGCUAGGAGACACUCAACGGAGAGGGGGCUCUGCCCCUCUUCCUGUGCCAAAGACCAGGCUCAACACGCGUGUGCCAUGUGCCGUCUUCACCGAUGCUCAUCUUCCCUGGGAUGUUUCAGGCCACAAGGGCAGGGUUUCCAGGCUGGGCUGGGGAGAGAGCAGUCUUCAUGGGAUCUCUUGAAGUGCCUGGGACCAAGGAGGACGUCGAGAAGGUGGGACCCUAACCAGGAUAGACUUGACACCCAACUGGAAUGGUCUUGAGUUACUCUCUGGAAGUUGAGUCAUGGGAACUGGACUUCUAAGAAGAAUUGGAAGGUCUUAUCGGGAGAACUGGACUUCUAAGAAGAAUUUGAAGAACAUCUAAGAACUGGACUUGAACUGGGCUGGACUUCCAAGAAGAAAUUGAAGGUCUUAUCAGGGGAACUGGACUUCUAAGAAGAAUUUGAAGAACAUGUAAGUCUAAGAAGAACUGGAAGAACUUCUAAGAACUGGACUUGAACUGGAUUGGACUUCUAAGAAGAACUGCAAGUCCAGUUGCCAGGACUCAACUUCCAGAAAACUUUAUGUGGAUGACUGAGAAUUUUUAUUGACUCUUAGGUUACUGGUUUCUGAGACAGAUUUUGCCUAUGUGCCAAUGAACCUUUCUACUUGUGGAUUUACACACUGAACCCCCCUUUUUUUGGGGGGGGGAGCACAGUCCUACCCCAGGCAGCUGUAAGAUGGACAUGCUCCCCAUCUUGUGCUUAAGACCUCUGGCCUCUGGCUGGCGACAUGGAAGUGGAACGGAGCCCACUCCAAACAUGACUGGAAGCGUUCAGCUCGAAUGCUUUUUCAUCCUCGCCAAGAUUUCUUAAAUGCCUAAACCCCAUUGAGAGGUCUCCCUUUUCAGCCUUUUCAAACAGACCUGGAGAUCCUUACGUGUUCUCCAACCUCUCCCCAGAUUUUGGGCUGCAAAGAGAAUUGAAAAGACGAAAUCUCCUGGGUGCCUUCUUUUGUCACCUCUUCAAUAUUUGGGUUUUUUAAGACCUCCCUGCUUGCAAUGCUCCUUGGCAGAUGGAGGACCAGGUACUUCGGGUUGGCUGGACUGCACUUCGCACUCUUCACCGCUAUUGCCGUGGCUGUGACGGGUGUUUGGGAGUUGUAGCCAAGUCUCAUUUCAAGAGCCAUAAGCAAAGGUAGUAUUCAGCUGGGUCAGGCCGGUUCUGGCGUACCGGCAGCAGAAAUUUUGGGUAGUUCGGAGAGCCGGCAAAUACCACCUCUGGCUGGCCCCCUGUCAGGUUUCCAAGUG
Messenger RNA from Notechis scutatus (mainland tiger snake), 1848 nucleotides. The record is from RefSeq and is a predicted model, not a curated record. Lineage: Eukaryota; Metazoa; Chordata; Lepidosauria; Squamata; Elapidae.